Pimephales promelas (fathead minnow) is the source of this 1643-nucleotide messenger RNA. The record is from RefSeq and is a predicted model, not a curated record. NCBI's taxonomy places the organism in Eukaryota, Metazoa, Chordata, Actinopteri, Cypriniformes, Leuciscidae.
CACAUCUUGGAUGCCCUUAAGGAGAAGAAGAAACAAGCCGGAGGAAUUACUCCAGGAGAAACUACAGACAUAAUUGUAAAGAUUGAGAUUAAGGAAGAACCCUGCAGAAUAAAAGAUGAAGAUACAGAGGAACAAAUAGGAGGAGAAACAAGCAGGAGGAAUUACUCCAAGAGAAACUACGGACUUAUUGUUGUAAAGAUGGAGUUUGAGGAAGAACCCUGCAGAAGGAGAGAUGAAGAAACAGAGGAAGAUGGAAACACAGUCAUUUCACAGUCUAAAAGGAAAUCCACACACAAAAAAGCUGGGAAAUCUGGAGUCAAAGGAUCUUUUGCCUGCACUGAGUGUGGAAAGUGUUACACACGUAAACCAGACCUUACGCGACACAUGAGAAUGCACACGGGAGAGAAUCUGCUCACAUGCGCUCAGUGUGGAAAGGUUUUCACAGAAAAAGGAAAGUUGGAUGUACACAUGAGAGUUCACACGGGAGAAAGACCGUUCACAUGCACUCAGUGUGGAAAGACUUACAUACAUGAAGCAGACCUUAAGAGACACAUGAGAAUCCACACGGGAGAAAAACCAUUCACAUGCACUCAGUGUGGAAAUAGUUUCAUUGAUAAAGGAUGCUUAAAUUCGCACAUGAAAAUUCACAGUGGAGAAAAACCGUUCACAUGCUCUCAGUGUGGAAAGAGUUUUGGUUACAAAAACGCUCUCAGAGAUCAUCUGCUCUCUCACACUGGAGUGAGGUCAUACAGCUGUGAUCAGUGUGAUAAAACAUUUGCUUUGGCAACAUACUUACACAGACACCUUAAAGUUCAUGCUGCUGUGAAGCCUCACUUUUGCUCUUUAUGUGGAAAGGGUUUUACACAAAUGCAAAAGUUAAAAGAGCAUGAGCGUGUGCAUACUGGUGUGAGCCCUUUUAGGUGCUUUGACUGUGGGAAGAUCUUCACUACAUCCAGUGCUUUAAAAUUACACCAGAGAGUUCAUACUGGAGAGAAACUAUACAAGUGUUCACACUGUGGAAAGAGCUUCUCAACCUCAUCAUACUUGAAAUCUCAUGAGAGGGUUCAUACUGGAGAGAAGCCGUACCAGUGCUCUUCAUGUGGGAAGACUUUCGCCCACUCACCUAAUCUAGCGUUUCAUAAGAAAAAAGGUUGCUCAAAGUCGUCUGAAUGAGAAAAGUAAAUGUGAUGUUCAGAAAAAGCAAAAGCUGGAAUUAGUUCCAACAGACUCAUUUCAUCUAAGGUAAUUUUUUAUAAUCAGUUUUGAAGUUUGAUUUUUUUGUUACAGUUAAGUAAGAUUAAAGUAGUACAGAAAACCAGUGUGUUGUGAAAUGCCACAAUUUAUGAAGAUAUGUGUAUUAUUUUAAAUUGAUCACGUAUGAUCCUUUCUGAAACAUUAGUACAUUAAAUACCAUAAACUCUUUUUUUGCCCAGCUGUUUGGUGAAUUAUUGAGAACAUAAUGGAAAGAUGUUACUGUGUUGAAAUCACUCAGUCUGUGAAUGUUCAUGAGCUGUUUUAUGGUGUUUGAAACAAAAUAUUUGGGCACGGGGUAGGCUAGCUUAUGGUUGAAUGGGAUUUAGUAAUAUUUUCUCUAUCUAUGAAAUCUUAAAUGUUUUGUGUAAUGUAAUGAUUGCACAUUUUGA